AUGGCUCGUCUGUCGAUAUUCUGCCUAGCAUACUUCACACUUACCCUUCUCUCCGGCGCGAACGCAUGGACGUUAACCUGGCGAAAUGAUACCGGCGCCCAAAUAGUCGACGGUGACUCGAUACGAAACUGUACCAGGAUUUAUCAUGAAAAAGGCCAGGAGUUCGCAUUCAACCCGGAAGGCGAAUGGUGUCUGAAAUUCUGGGAAGAGCCAACAUGCCAGACACAGAUCGGAAAGACGUGCGAGGGGCGAAGGUGGCAACAAAUUGCAUCGCGGAAUAUUUCUGCAUUUAACGUCUACGUCAUGCCGCCUGCUGACAUUAGUGCGAACGGUAUGGCGACAUCCACAUCGAGCACUUCAUCCACAACGACUACCACAUCUUCUGCGAGCACGAGUGCGGUUGCGACUGAAACAACUCAACCCGGAGGUGAUGAACCCCCGAGUUCCUCGCUAUCGGGUGGUGCAAUUGCAGGCAUCGUGAUUGGCGCCGUUGCCGGCGUCGCAAUACUCGCUGCAUUGUUCUUCUUUUGGGGUCGUCGAAAGCGCAACGCUGCUGCUCCGGCUCCGACCGAUACCACUCCAGCUCCUGGUCCAGAGCAACCUUUACCCGAGGCCGUAGAUCCACCGAAACCAGCCAUGUCGGAAACACAGACGCAGGUGUCCUCGGUGUCUCCAUAUGGUUAUCCUGUCGCCGGGGGUCAGACUGUGGAGCUUCCUGGGGAGAAGGUGGGCGCGGAAUUGAGCAAUAGCCGCCAGCUGGUCGAAAUGGGUAGCACUCCCUUGGCGGAGAUGGAUGGAACGAGCAUCGUUAAACGCCCUUGA
Molecule: messenger RNA, 822 nt
Organism: Aspergillus nomiae NRRL 13137
Lineage: Eukaryota; Fungi; Ascomycota; Eurotiomycetes; Eurotiales; Aspergillaceae
Product: EGFR-like transmembrane domain-containing protein
Exons: 1
Coding region: 1-822 (273 amino acids)
Source: RefSeq, a predicted model, not a curated record